GAGUCUUUACUCCGGUCGGCUGCACUUCGUCUCAAGCAUGUCUUCCGCGGAGGGUCCUGAUACCGCCACGCCCACCACCAGCCCAGCAGUGGAAGAGACAGAGCAGAAAAAUGUAGCUGAUAGAGUGGCCAGCCUGCCGCUGGUCAGCUCUGCCUAUGACAUGGUCUCGGCUGCGUAUGCCUCUACCAAAGAGAGUCACCCGUACGUGAAGUCUGUCUGUGACAUGGCGGAGAAGGGGGUGAAGACGAUUGCUUCGGUGGCGGUCAGUGGCGCGCAGCCCAUCCUGAACAAACUGGAGCCACAGAUUUCCACAGCGAAUGAAUAUGCCUGCAAAGGCUUGGACAAGCUGGAAGAGAAGUUGCCAAUUCUUCAACAGCCAACUGAUAAGGUCAUUUCGGACACCAAAGAUCUGGUCACAGGAGCUAAGGACGCUGUGAGCAACACCGUCAGCGGCGUGGUUGACAAAACCAAGGAAGUAGUCCAGGGCGGUGUGGAGAUGACCAAGUCGGCUGUCCAGGGCGGUGUGGAGAUGACCAAGUCGGCUGUCCAGGGCGGUGUGGAGAUGACCAAGUCGGCUGUCCAGGGCGGUGUGGGCAUGACCCGGUCAGUGGUCCAGGGCGGUGUGGACAUGACCCGGUCGGCGGUUUCCAGCAGUGUCAACACCGUGAUGGAGUCCUCAGUGGCACAGAUGGUGUCCAGCAAUCUGAACACUGUCAUUGGAAAAUCUGAGGAGCUGGUGGACCAGUAUCUUCCAAUGACGGAUGAAGAACUGGCCAAGCUGGCCACCGCCGUGGAGGGCUUUGAAAUAGCCACAGUGGAGCAGCAGAAGGAGGAGAAAAGCUACUUUGUGCGCCUGGGAUCCUUGUCGAGCAAGCUUCGCCACCGGGCCUUCCAACACUCCCUGGCCAAGUUGAAGAGCGCCAAGCAGGGCACCCAUGAUGCCCUUUCCCAGCUCCACCAGACCAUUGAACUGAUUGAGCACGUCAAACAGGGGGUCGAUCAGAAGCUUCAAAGCGGCCAGGAGAAGCUCCAUCAGAUGUGGUUGCAGUGGCAUCAGAAAGAGUCUCCCCAGACUAAACAGAAGGCCGUCCCUGAGCCACAGGAGAUCGAGUCCCAAGCCCUGGAGGUCUCUCGUGGCCUCACCCAGCAGCUGCAGUCGGCCACGGCAACGUUGGCGUCCAAUCUCCAAGGACUUCCUGCUGGGCUUCAAGGGAAAGUGGCCCUCGUCCGCCAGAACGUCGAGGAGCUCCGGAUGGCCUUCGUGUCUGCUGGCUCCUUCCAAGACUUGCCGGGCUCCAUCCUGGCUCAGAGUCGGGAAAAAGUCGCCAAGGCCCGUCAGUUGACGGAUGAGUUGAUGGACCACGUGGUCCAGAACGUCCCCCUGACGUGGCUUGUAGGCCCCUUCUCUGCCUCGCAAAAACCAGAUGCAGAAGAAAUAGAAAUGAAAUAGGAUUUCAGGGUGGGGCGGGGGACGUUAGGAGAUUGUCCGAAGCGUAGGUAUUUUUGGAGCGAAGAGAAGAGCUAGGCUUGGCUGCAGAUAGUUGAAAUAUCUACAUCAGUGUCCCUCAUGCUCAGCAACUUUAAGAUGGGUGGACUUCAACUCCCAGAAUUCUGGGAGUUGAAGUCCACCCAUCUUAAAGUUGCUGAGGUUGAGGGACAUUGAUCUAUAUAGAAGUCUUGAUGCAAAAGGUUUCUGAACAAAACAAAGCAGAGUUCUGAUGGUUCAGUUGCUUUUGUUUUCCUAACUUUUGGCUGAUGGGACUUACUUAAUCCAUCUUAACACGCCUGAUGUAGUAAAUUGGCAAUUUGGGAGGUGUUUUUCUCACCAGGGAAUCCACAAGCCAACUAAAAGCAAUUCUUUUUUUUUUCUUUUUUCUUUUCUCAUUCUUUGCAGGGGAGAGAGGAUAGAAUCCACCUUAAAGGGACACCACCGAAAUUUAGGUUAUCAGAGGGUUUUUUUUCUUCUGCACCCCCCCCCCCCCAACUUUUUAAAAACCCCACAGAGAUCAUUCUUGCAAGGGGAGGUCUCGGAAACACAGAAUUUUCCAGUUUGAUGCAAAAUGCAGGGGUACGCUGGGGAAGUGAACCAAUUAUGCCCAAGUCUUGCCUUUUUCUUCUGUUUUUUUUCUUCCCAGUGACAAUUCUUUUUCGUAAUUGGUCUUUUUCCCCCGAGUGCACGGAUUUGACAGUAGCCUGCCAGGUUCUAGGAAACAGAACUGAGAAAGCUUAAAUUGCCAGAAAUUUCAGUGGGAUGGAGGCAAAAGUUAGGAAUUUACCUGUUUUUUAUUCCUGCAUUCUGGUCGUGCUUGUUCAGCCAUUCCCUGCGCAUGGUAGCCUUUAGGUGAAAAUGGGGCUGAACAUCUUUGCCCAGUUUCUUCUGCAUUUAAAAGGGAAAUUAUCUAGGGUGGUGGUGCAGCCUGUGGGUGAGGCUCUUCCCAUCAUUUAGGGGGUGGAAUCAACUCUUGUCUUUGAAGAAGGGGCCCCAGUAGAGUUGAUCAAACUGGCUUCAUUUCCAGCUCAAGUUUCAACUCAAGCUCUGCAGAAGGCUUUGGCGUGUCAUGUGUAAACUGAUUUCCUCUACAAGCUUCUCGUUGUCAAUUUAUGUCACGUGCCUUAACUCAUAAAAUAAAACUAAUAUCAUGUUGCAUUAAAAA
Candoia aspera is the source of this 2654-nucleotide messenger RNA. RefSeq names its product perilipin-3-like. Bases 38 to 1450 code for a protein of 470 amino acids. Lineage: Eukaryota; Metazoa; Chordata; Lepidosauria; Squamata; Candoiidae. Gene Ontology annotation, biological process: positive regulation of triglyceride storage; lipid storage. Gene Ontology annotation, cellular component: cytosol; lipid droplet. The transcript is spliced from 8 exons. The record is from RefSeq and is a predicted model, not a curated record.